CACGUCACACGGCUACAAAACUGAAGCAUCCGUUUAGAACGGAAGGAGAGGAAGUCCAAUCACGGGUAAUAGGAGAGGAUGGAACUAGUGACUUGUAGAAGCGAACCGCAGUGGACUAGCGGGUCUACUACACGGAUCUUUAUCCCAGUUGCCCCGAAAGCUUCCAGCACUAAACCAUUCUAAAGGAAUCCGUCUAUCCGACCUGAAGUGUACAUCAGACGGUCGUCAAUAGGUGACAGCAUCGAACUAUUGGGACUCAAUAUCAUGGCAGAACAUCUGUCCCAGAGCGAACUGGACUACCCCUUUAAACUGCUGGAGUAUUUCAAUGGAUUCAGAGUCUCAAAGGUUAUCUUCUCAGCCUGUGAGUUGGGGGUUUUUGACCUCCUGCUGCUGUCCCAGAAGCCUCUGUCUGCGGAGCUCGUGGCCCAGGAGCUGGGCGCCAGCGUGGACGGGAUUGAACGCCUUCUGGACGUACUGGUGGGAGUCGACAUCCUGGAGGUGGAGCAGAUAGACGGGACAGCCUGUUACAGCAGUACUGAUGUGGCCAACCUCUACCUGGCCAAGGGCAGCGCCAAGUCUCUUCAUGACAUGAUCAUCUACCAAUCACAGACCAUCUACCCUCUGUGGAACAACAUGGUGCACGCUGUCAGAGAGGGGAAAAACCAAAAUGAAAAAACAUUUGGCAUCUCACCUGAAGACAUCUUCCAAACCAUCUACAGGUCAGAGGAGGAGAUGCUGAAGUUUAUGGGUCUGAUGAACUCAACAUGGAUCCUGGAUGGACACGACAUCGUCACAGCCUUCAACCUGUCCUGCUUUAAGGCCAUGGUGGACCUUGGAGGUUGUUCGGGGGCUCUGGCCAGGGAGCUGUCCAAGGCCUACCCCUCCUCCUCUGUCACUGUGCUGGACCUUCCUACAGUCAUCCAGACAGCCAGACAGCACUUCUGUGAACAGGACGACACCAUCGUGUUUCAGGAGGGAGACUUCUUUGAUGGAGACAUCCCUCCAGCUGAUCUGUAUAUCUUGGCCAGAAUCCUCCAUGACUGGAAGGAAGAGAAAUGUGUUCAGCUGCUGAAAAAGAUCCAUGCAUGUUGUCAACCAGGUGGUGGGGUUCUGUUGGUGGAGGCUCUACUGUUUGAGAACCGUCGAGGUCCAGUGAUGGCUCAGCUCUUCUCCCUCAACAUGUUGGUCCAGACGGAGGGGAAGGAGCAUCCUCCCUCUCAGUACUCUAACAUGCUCUCCUUCGCUGGCUUCCACAACGUCCAGGUCUGUCGGACAGGGAAGUCCUACGAUGCCAUCCUGGCCAUCAAAUGAACCUGUCAGGCUGUUUAGACCAUUACAUCUCUAUGGUUCAGACUGGAUAUCUUAGGAAGUAUCUAUCUCGUGUCUCCUCCUCCAUGUUAGCAGUCUGUCAGCAUGAACCUCACCCUUCAGAUGCAGCGGACCCCAUAGUCUCCUGGUGACUCUGUUAUUGGCUUGCUAAGAUGACAUCACAGUGUUUUUGGCUUGCUAAGAUGACAUCACAGUGUUUUUGGCUUGCUAAGAUGACAUCACAGUGUUUUUGGCUUGCUAAGAUGACAUCACAGUGUUUUUGGCUAGCUAAGAUGACAUCACAGUGUUUUUGGCUUGCUAAGAUGACAUCACAGUGUUUUUGGCUUGCUACGAUGACAUCACAGUGUUUUUGGCUUGCUAAGAUGACAUCAGUGUUUUUGGCUUGCUAAGAUGACAUCACAGUGUUUUUGGCUUGCUAAGAUGACAUCAGUGUUUUUGGCUUGCUAAGAUGACAUCACAGUGUUUUUGGCUUGCUAAGAUGACAUCACAGUGUUUUUGGCUAGCUAAGAUGACAUCACAGUGUUAUUGGCUAGCUAAGAUGACAUCACAGUGUUUUUGGCUUGCUAAGAUGACAUCACAGUGUUUUUGGCUUGCUAAGAUGACAUCACAGUGUUUUUGGCUUGCUAAGAUGACAUCACAGUGUUUUUGGCUUGCUAAGAUGACAUCACAGUGUUUUUGGCUUGCUAAGAUGACAUCACAGUGUUUUUAUUUUUACUCUUUUUUUCAGGGUCAUGUCUUCUCCCUCAAAUGCAAAUAUGUUGUUUUUCCCGUGCAUAUAGUCUGUAUAUUAUCUGAGAUGUUAUGGCAUAGUGAUGUUAUUCUGACUUCAAAGACGAGUAAAAAUGUGAGCAUAACUGUAAACUUACAUUUUAAACUUGGUAAUGUUAUACCUGUUAGUAAUUUCCAAUUAAAGGAGUUUCCUCAGCAACAA
This is a messenger RNA of Salvelinus fontinalis (brook trout), 2260 nucleotides long. RefSeq names its product acetylserotonin O-methyltransferase 2 (gene asmt2). NCBI's taxonomy places the organism in Eukaryota, Metazoa, Chordata, Actinopteri, Salmoniformes, Salmonidae. Gene Ontology annotation, biological process: methylation; melatonin biosynthetic process. The record is from RefSeq and is a predicted model, not a curated record. The coding region runs from base 265 to 1311 and encodes 348 amino acids. Gene Ontology annotation, molecular function: acetylserotonin O-methyltransferase activity. The transcript is spliced from 10 exons.